This is a messenger RNA of Lindgomyces ingoldianus, 2008 nucleotides long. Its product is annotated as tubulin-specific chaperone E. The record is from RefSeq and is a predicted model, not a curated record. Gene Ontology annotation, biological process: protein folding. Gene Ontology annotation, molecular function: alpha-tubulin binding. The transcript has 4 exons. The coding region runs from base 140 to 2008 and encodes 622 amino acids. Lineage: Eukaryota; Fungi; Ascomycota; Dothideomycetes; Pleosporales; Lindgomycetaceae.
AAUAUCGACAUUCUAUUCCCAGAAGACUGUCCUUGCAGUUUUCCUAGUCUUUCAGUCUUUCUAGUCUCGCAGUUAUCUUAAGUUGUGGAUGAUGCCUCCAGAAUUUAACACCAACCAACCACCAUAACUGUAUUAUCCGAUGGCGACUGACCUCUACAUCGGCAAACGCCUCUCUUUUGACGUACAACUGUGUACUGUACGGUAUAUUGGCAAGCUCAAAGGUACCAAAGGGGAGUGGCUGGGUGUAGAGUGGGAUGAUCCAACUCGAGGGAAGCACUCCGGGGAGAAUGGGGGCAUUAAAUAUUUCGAAUGCGCGAACAAACAACCAACCGCUGGCUCUUUCGUCCGCCCAGGACGCAAAUCUGACCCGCCCCAGUCUUUCGUCGAAGCCUUGAAAAUGAAGUAUGCCUCCGAAUACUUUGAAGACCCCGAUGUGCAGAUUGUUUUCACAAUUCAAGAUAAUACCAAGCCUCCUUUGUCGCAGCCGAGUCGACCUAUCCGGAUUAGCGGUAAAGAGGUGGAAGAAGUCGGCUUCGACAAAAUUCGGAAGCAGCUGGCAGAUCUUAAUGAGUUGCGAAUUGUCAUCUUAGAUGGCUUGUGCAUGUCGAGGCCGAUUGCCACUUUAAGAGAAAGAAAAGAAGCAUCACAGGAAGACGCUUGGCCCACAGGCCUCACAGACAUCAAGGAUGUGUGUCCAAAGACUGUCGAACUUGAUCUGAGUCGCAAUCUGUUCGAAGAGUGGAGGGAGGUUGCCUCUAUUUGCGAGCAGCUGGACAAGUUGAGAAGCUUGAGAGUGGACGGUAACCGGUUUCGAGAUACAACAUUGACCAACGCCGAGAGACAAAGAUGCCUCAAAGCCUUCGGAAACAUUAAGACACUCAGGCUAGAAGACACUCUUCUCUCAUGGGAGGAGAUAACUCGGAUAACCACCCUGUUCCCUACCCUUACAACCUUCGUCGCCUCCAGCAAUCUUUACACAACCUUAACCCCACAUCUCCUAACCCCAACCAUCACCGACCUAACCCUGGAAGACAACCUGUUCCCCUCCCUCUCCUCCCUUUCCCCCCUAACCCGCCUGCCUAACCUCCAACGCCUCGUCCUCAAAAGCAACAAAAUCUCCUCAGCCUCCCCAUCAGACGUCCCACUCCCCAUCUUCUCUCACACCAUCACCGACGUCGACCUCUCCUACAACGCCAUUGUCACCUGGGCGUUCAUCGACGCCCUCGCUCACGUCUUUCCGGGCCUAACCUCCCUCCGAAUCUCCCACAACCCGUUAUACCACUCACUACAAUCCGCCGACGGCCGCACGCUCAGCGUUGAAGAUGGAUACAUGCUCACACUCGCUCGGCUUGGGGCGCUCAAAAUUUUAAACUACAGUCCGAUUACUGCCAAAGAGCGGCUAAAUGCCGAAUCAUACUACCUGUCCCUCAUAUCCCGUGAACUAGUUUUCUCACCACCGGAACUUGCAGACCAGAUCAUAGCGUCGCAUCCACGAUAUCAGUAUCUGUGUGCGGAGUACGGGGAACCGGUUAUCCAUCAUGAAGCGGGGAAAGUGAAUCCGAAUUCGUUGGCGGCGCGGCUUGUAAGGUGUACUUUUUACCUAGGGGCUAGUGCGAAGGCGUCCUUAUCUACGGCUAUAGCAUCGUCUCUCUCUCUCCCAACUGUAGAACGCAUUGAAGCGGAAGUCCCCACAUCCUUCACUGCAUACAGUCUCCUCGGAUUCGUGGCCAAGGAAUUCAGCCUGCCUCCUAGGAAACUGAGACUUGUCUGGGAGACGGGGGACUGGAUGCUUGCGAGUCGUGCACUGCACGAUGUCGCGGAAGAAGAAUGGGAUUCUGAGUCUGAGUCUGAGUCUGGGUCUAGUAGGAGCGGGGGUGACGAUGGGGUAGAGUUAGAGCGGGAUGGGGGAGAGAGGGUGAUGAGGGAGGUGGAGAUUGUGCCUGGGACGAAGUUGGUUGGGACAUGGAUUGAUGGGAUGGAGGCUGUGAUUAGAGUGGAGAUGAGAUGA